GAGACAUACGCUCCUAUUCUGAUGUCAUAAGAUAAAAUAAAGAAAAGCUUAUUGUUAUUCUUUUCUUUCUUUCUUUCUUUUACUUUAUAAAAUAAAAUGCAUAAAUUGAUUAAAGCCAUUGAUCAUAGAGAUCAACUAGAAGCAUGGGUUCAAUAUCAAGACCCGGUAUUAACUGAAAAAGAUGAACAUGGGGAUACUUUACUACAUUUUGCUGCUCGAGCACAUAACGUGUCUGCGAUGAGAUCACUCGUUGAUCUCGGUGCUGAUCCUGAAGCCAUAAACGAACACGGCAGAAGACCUAUUCAUGAAGCCAUUGACUCAUUUGAUUGUCUCGUUUACCUUGUCAAAACAUGCGGCGUGGAUGUUAAUGCAAUGAAGAGAGGUGAUUGGACACCUAUCAUGAUUGCAGGUAAAAAAAAAAAAAAAAACUAUAUGAUAAAUUAAGAAAAAUAUACAAAAGCAACCAAAGGGAAUAUGGAUAUCCUCAGGUUGUUGAUAGAAGCAGGUGCAUUACUCAACAGAACAACGCGAGAUGGAAGAACCCCUCUUUAUCUAGCAGUACAAGAAGGCCAUCUAGAAGCAUCUACAUUUUUAACAAAUCAAUAUCCACCUGCAAUCACCCAAGCCACCAAUUCAGGUCGAUUCCCUACUCAAGCAGCAGCAGCUUUGCCUGAUACAAAAAUAGCCUAUGAACUCACGACCUAUUUGCUCUCGCAUGCUACUCUACCAUUGUCUACUGUAUUAGCUCACCGCGACAAUUCAGGCAGGAAUAUCUUGCUGGAUUCAGUAGUGGCGCAAAACCUGCCAUUGCUAGAGUAUCUGUUACUUCAUGCCAAUGCUGAUCUAAACGAUACUGACUCAUUGGGUCGAAAUAUGAUUCACCAUGCAGCCAUGAUGGGUCACUUGCAAGUACUCAAACUGUUGGCUCGGUUACAAGUAGCUUCAGAUUGGAAUGCUGUGGAUACAUGGGAUUAUUGGACUCCUUUGAUGCAUGCUUCAAGACAAGGUCAUGAUGACAUUGUCAAGUAUUUGAUACACGAAAUGCAUGUAGAUACACACAUUCAAGAUAAACAUGGACGAACAGCCAAAGAUAUAGGUAAAACAGUAAUCAAAGGUUGAUAUACUUACAAUCAAUAGCUUCUUUAUGGCAUCAUGAGACAAUAGUUACUAUUUUAUAAUAUUUUAUUAAAAAAAAG
Gilbertella persicaria is the source of this 1196-nucleotide messenger RNA. Its product is annotated as ankyrin repeat-containing domain protein. The transcript has a single exon. Bases 475 to 1119 code for a protein of 214 amino acids. The record is from RefSeq and is a predicted model, not a curated record. NCBI's taxonomy places the organism in Eukaryota, Fungi, Mucoromycota, Mucoromycetes, Mucorales, Choanephoraceae. Gene Ontology annotation, molecular function: protein binding.